AUGUAGUAGUAACUUAAAGUAUGUAAUAACAAAGAGAAUUAAGAUAGAGAUUUUAGUAAGGUUGAAUCUAGAAUCUAACUUUUAAUAGAUGAAAAUUAGAGAUUGAAUUAAUUACUUAUACCAAAGAUGGAAGAAAUCUAAUAAUUAAAAAAUGAAAACAAUCAUUAAUUAAUGGAAUUAAAUAAAUUUAGAGGUUAAGAUUGUGAAUAGAAGAUUUUAACUGAAAUUAUUUUAUAAAAAACUGGUGAUUGUGAUAAACAUAAACGAUAAUUAUUAAAAGCUGAAAAAUCUAUUGAUGAUUUACAAUAAGAAAUUAAUAGACUUAAAUUUGAAAAGGAUUAAUAUACUAAAUAAAUACUAGAAGCAUAAACAUAAAAUCUUUUAUUAGACUAAGAAAGAUUAAAAUAAAUAGAUGAAUUAAAAACAAAAGUAAGAAAAUUUAAUUAAGGUUCUAACGAUUAAAUUGAUUAAUUAAAAUUUGAGAUCAAUAAAUCUUAAUUAGAAAAUGAAUCUUUGAAAGUCUAAUUAAAACAAUUAUAAGAUGAAAAUGUAUUAAUAUAUAUAAUUUAUUCUUAGGUUUCUAUUAAAAGACAUUUAGGUUGUUUAAGUGGAUAUAUAUUAGAAAAUGAACAAUUAAGAAAAGAAAAUGAAAAUUUGAAUUAAAAUUAUUAAGCUUUAUUAGCUAAAUAAUGA
Messenger RNA from Paramecium primaurelia, 693 nucleotides. NCBI's taxonomy places the organism in Eukaryota, Ciliophora, Oligohymenophorea, Peniculida, Parameciidae. The record is from the annotation of a GenBank genome assembly.